Molecule: messenger RNA, 323 nt
Organism: Moneuplotes crassus
Lineage: Eukaryota; Ciliophora; Spirotrichea; Euplotida; Euplotidae
Source: the annotation of a GenBank genome assembly
CAACACAUUUAGAUACCACCAGGUAGCUGUAGAGUGCUUGUUUUAUUUCAGAUAAGCAGCGAUGUUUGAGUUAAGAGCCAGCAUAGCUCUCAGACAACUUUCAUCUUGAAAGUCGAGGUUUACUCUUGAUGGCUUUGGUCUUUCGUGCUUGGCAACCUUGCUUAAGUGAUACAAUCAGAGGUGGUUUGAGGAAUCAUUCUCUGACCAAGAAGGCACUGAUAGACUGAAAGGGCUACUCCUGAGUCUGCCUGUCCGAAGAUUAAUUGAAAUACCAUAAGUAAGGCAGCAUCAGAAACUGAAGGCAGAAUAAGCUUCAUUUUAUC